GCCGAAGAGGCCUCCGCGUGCGCCACUCCCGCCCCACUCCGCGGUCGCGGCCGCUCUCCAGGGCGUCUGUAAACACACCCAGAGACUGUCAUGGAGGGGGAGGAGGAGGCGGCGGCGGCGAAGGGAGGCGACUGGGGCCGCCUCCGGGGUCCGCUCUGCCAUUCCUAAACUGGUCCCUCGUCCCCGUGGCUGUGGCAUCAGGGAAGCGAACUGUUAGGCGAGAGGAGGAGGCAGUCAGAACCAUAUCCCCUUCUUCCCCGGGGCGGGGGCCGGGCCGGGCCGGCUGAGCCGGGGGAGGGCCCCGGGAGGGAGUGCCUGGCCGGGCCGGCCAGCCAGUCUGCCGAGAUGGAUGACAGUAAGGUGGUUGGAGGCAAAGUAAAGAAGCCAGGUAAGCGUGGUCGGAAACCAGCCAAAAUUGACUUGAAGGCAAAACUUGAGAGGAGCCGGCAAAGUGCAAGAGAAUGCAGGGCCAGAAAAAAGCUCAGAUAUCAGUAUUUGGAAGAAUUGGUAUCCAGUCGAGAAAGAGCUAUAUGUGCCCUCAGAGAGGAACUGGAAAUGUACAAGCAGUGGUGUAUGGCAAUGGACCAAGGAAAAAUCCCUUCUGAAAUAAAGGCCCUACUCACUGGAGAAGAGCAGAACAAAUCUCAGCAGAACUCAAGUAGGCAUCCCAAGGCGGGGAAGACAGAUGCUAAUAGCAAUUCCUGGUGAAGAUCAUAUGAAAUGAUGAGUCAGUGAUUGAAUCCAAUUUUCUGAUUCCCAUGGAGGAUGGAUGGGCAAGAGUGUACUUCUUGACUCCAUUUACUACCUACUGCUCAGUAGUCAUCUCUGUAAAUCUCCAGUUUCUACCAGAAUGUUUGAACAUAGGUCUCAAAGGAUCUUGCUUUAACUUUCAACACUUAGAAAAUUUAUAAACGUUCAGAGUUGUUUUGGUUGGUAUUGCCACCUGUGAUAUUUAACACAUUGUGAUGCUUGAAAACACGGAUAGAGAAAAAUGGGUAAAGAUUAUAUUUUUGCACCUUAUCUCCACAUUGCUUUAUCAGUUAAUUUAUAUUCUUUCCAUGUAAGUCAUGUAAUUAUAUGUGUAAAUGUGUUUAGGUGUCACUUCCUUUCCUGUUUUUGAUUGCCCUUCAAAGAGAAACCAAAUGAGCUGAUUACUGACUGUUAAGUUCUCAGCCUUUACGGACCUAAUCUUAUAUCUAUGUAUUUACUUGAGCAAUGUUUAUUUUCCGCAUGAACCAUGAUUUCUCCUGUGAGCCAUUCCAGCAUAAGCUGUGAAUAUGUUUUAAUGAAUAUAUACAUUUCUAUUUUUAUAAUCCUUAAAGAUACGCCUGCUUUAAGUAGUACACAUGUUAACGAAAUCUAUCAGGAAAACCCUUAAGACAGCCUAUGUUUAAAACUUUGUUGCUGUCUUCUCAAACUAUAUUUAUAAAAGUUUGCUAGGGCCAAAUCCAUACUUGGAGAAUAAUUUGUCAGAUUUUAUUUUUAAUUAAGAAGUAAUCUGUCAGGCAUUUCAGCAGCACACAUUAGUUUGACAACCUAGAAUUUGUACAAGUGUAUGUGCGUGUUUUCUAUUGUAUGUAUCCAUAUGUACGUGGGGAAGACAGAGUGAAUGUUCACACACAUUUUCCUGUGUACUCAAGUAAAUUGGAGAAUUUUUCUUAAGAAAACAGGAUG
Nycticebus coucang (slow loris) is the source of this 1674-nucleotide messenger RNA. RefSeq names its product cAMP responsive element binding protein like 2 (gene CREBL2). Gene Ontology annotation, cellular component: nucleus. Gene Ontology annotation, biological process: regulation of DNA-templated transcription. The transcript is spliced from 4 exons. Gene Ontology annotation, molecular function: DNA-binding transcription factor activity. Lineage: Eukaryota; Metazoa; Chordata; Mammalia; Primates; Lorisidae. The coding region runs from base 346 to 708 and encodes 120 amino acids. The record is from RefSeq and is a predicted model, not a curated record.